AUGAAGUGGAAUAGACAACGAAGAAGAGGGGGAGGGAAGGAUAUAGAGGAAAAAACAGCAAUAUUACAACAGUUACAGGCGGAUGAAAGUCAACUGAAUGUCAAUGAGAUAAGAACAGUUAAAGAGGAGCUGAAUAGGUUGUUGGAGAAGGAGGAUAUUAGGUGGAGACAGAGGGCAAAGGUCAAUUGGUACAGGCUAGGGGACAGGAAUACAAAAUACUUCCAUUCUUGUGCUAAUAUGAGAAGGAAGAAAAAUACAAUUGGACAGGUUUUAAAUGAGCAUAACAGAGAAGUCAGGGGGAACAAGGAGAUUGAAAGAGCCUUUAGCUUUUAUUUUAAGGAACUGUUCAGUUCUACUAAUCCAUCCAAUGCAGAGUUGGCAGAAUGUCUGAGUGGAAUGGAGCCAUGGGUGACAAAUAAAAUGAAUGAAAUGCUGAUAAAGGAUUUUUCCAGAUUUGAGAUUGAAGUGGCUAUGCGACAAAUGGCACCUAUGAAGUCACCUGGACCAGACUGUUUUGGAGCCUGUUUUUAUCAGAGUCAUUGGAACCAAGUGGCAGAUGAGGUUUGUGAUGCUGCUUUGUCAGUUCUUAAUGCCUAUGAGUUGAUUCAUUCCAUGAAAAGUAGAAAGAAGGGGAGAGAAGGGAGUAUGGCUAUCAAACUAGAUAUGUCAAAAGCGUAUGAUCGUAUAGAAUGGGGGUUCUUGGAGGCUGUAAUGAAGAGAAUCGGUUUUAGUGAGAAGUGGAUUAAUCUCAUAAUGAAGUGUGUGACUUCUGUAAGCUAUUUAGUUCUUAUAAAUGGGAAGCCUGGAGAGAGGUUUAGACCAACAAGGGGAUUAAGACAAGGUGAUCCUCUAUCACCUUAUCUUUUCAUUCUUUGUGUAGAAGGGCUCAGUUGUUUAAUGGAACAAUCAGUGAGACUGAGGAGUAUAAGAGGGGUUCAAGUGUCAAGGGGUGGCUAUUCUAUAAACCACUUAUUAUUUGCAUAUGACUGCAUUCUGUUUGGCAAAGCUUCUCUUGAAGAUUGGCAUAAAUUGCAAGGGAUUCUAAAGGUUUAUGAAAAGGCUUCUGGCCAAUAUCUGAAUAAGGAAAAAGCUUCCAUCUUUUUCAGUACCAAUACCUCUUUGGUGGUGAAAAAGAGCAUCCUGUCAGCAGGUAAUUUAGUGGUGUGUGGUAGCUAUGAAAGGUAUCUUGGCCUCCCAACAGUGGUAGGAAGAUCUAAGUUCAAUACCUUCAGAGUGUUAAAAGAAAAAAUAUGGCACAGGAUAUCGAAUUGGAAGAACAAUUUCCUGUCACAAGCAGGAAAAGAGGUAAUGAUCAAAGCUGUGUUGCAGGCAAUACCCACAUACACUAUGAGUGUAUUCAAGUUGCCCAUCAGAUUGUGCAAUGAGAUUAACACUAUGUUUUCAAAGUUCUGGUGGGGGAAUCAUCAAAAGGAAGGAGGCAUUCCGUGGAGAAAGUGGGAAAAGAUGGCUGGGCAGAAGGGGAAUGGAGGGCUGGGUUUCAGGGAUUUGGGGUGCUUUAAUUUGGCUUUACUAGCCAAACAGGGUUGGAGACUUAUUAAGUCCCCUAAUUCUCUGGUUUUAGUUAUCUUAAGAGAAAAAUACUUUAAGCACUCUAACUUCCUGGAUGUUAAGCUGGGUACUAAAGCCUCUUUAAUUUGGAGAAGCAUUUGGGGGGCAAGAGAUCUGAUAAAGGAAGGGAUGAGAUGGAGGGUGGGGGAUGGCAAAAAGAUAAAAAUUUGGGGACACAAAUGGUUGAGCACUCCUACUUCUUUCUCAGUACAGUCACCAGUGUCUGUGCUCAGCUUAGAAUCUAAUGUGGAAGAGUUGUUGGGAGAAAGAAAAGGAGAAUGGAAUGAGGAGAGGGUUAAGGCUAUCUUUGAGGAAGUAGAAGCAAAGCAGAUUCUGAGUAUUCCUUUGAGCAAAGGUAUGGUUGAAGACAAGGAAAUAUGGGGGCCUUCUAAGAAAGGAAUUUUUACUGUGAGAAGCGCCUAUUUCUUACAAUUGGAUAGAAGAAGAAGAAGGUUAGGAGAAUCUUCUAGGGAAAGGGGAGCUGCAAAUGAUUUGCUUCCAACUAGAAAAAACCUGUUUAAGAAGAAGAUUGUGGAGGAUCCUUACUGUCCUAUAUGCUUUAAAGAGGAGGAAACAACAGUGCAUGUGCUAUGGGAGUGUCAUGCUGCAAAUGAUGUAUGGGCCAACAGUAUAAGUGGAUUUCAAAAGUGA
Molecule: messenger RNA, 2220 nt
Organism: Carya illinoinensis
Lineage: Eukaryota; Viridiplantae; Streptophyta; Magnoliopsida; Fagales; Juglandaceae
Exons: 3
Coding region: 1-2220 (739 amino acids)
Source: RefSeq, a predicted model, not a curated record